Pseudomyrmex gracilis is the source of this 4169-nucleotide messenger RNA. RefSeq lists its product as uncharacterized. Bases 483 to 3665 code for a protein of 1060 amino acids. The record is from RefSeq and is a predicted model, not a curated record. The transcript has 8 exons. Lineage: Eukaryota; Metazoa; Arthropoda; Insecta; Hymenoptera; Formicidae.
CGGACUUUUCCGUUCUCCAACAGUGUAAACUCGUCCUCGUCGUCUCGACGUGUGAACUCUGUUUGAGAGCGGCUCCGCGAACAGUUGCCAGCUGACUCAUCGACUUUCUUCCUGCACUCUCGUUUCUUCCUGACCACGGAAAGUAAGGGAAGAAGACAGAACGCGCUGAAUUCUCUGAAUGCCGGUGUUUUCUGGAAAGACACCAACAGACACACAUUUCUUCCGCCAAAUUGAGCGAGAGACAGGAAUCUAAUGAGAUCACAGAAAUCAAGACAAAUCAAGAACGUCAUCUUCGUUGUUUAAAAAAAAUCUCGGUUUCUCGUAGAAAGAUUGUCAAUCAGAGUCAGAUUUUCGAAGAUAAGAUCAAGGGCACAAAAAUUCUGAUGUACCGGCGAAAAGUCGAAGAGGCGUAAGACGGGUUUCCUCACCGCAGUGUAAACGUUUCCUACUUGAGAGGUCGAGAACAAAAUUUACUCUUCGUGAUGAAGCAAAGAUACUUCUUGUGUUUUCUGUGGACCGCGUUGACCUUGCAAGUGGACAUUUUCGUCGCCGCUGAAGCUGACCCGGCAAUUUUGGGCGGCCCCGAUUUGUCGCAUCUUCAACAGGGUCACAUUGUGCACGAUCCUCGACCUCGUCUCUCGGCUUCCCAGCAAGCCCAGAUUCUGAGCGAUGUGCAGCAGCACCAGCAACGAUAUCGGCGUCCCACACAAGACGUCUCGAAAAAUCAACAGGUUCUUACGUACGACAACGUGACACCCAAGUACCAGGUGCAAUCCAGCACGCCGUACUCCUCUCUGACCAAGUAUAAGGUCGAUCGGACGAAGCAGCAACAGUUACAACAACUGUUGCAACAGCAGCAACAGGUGCAGCAGCUUCUGCAGCAACAACAACAAAAAAUCGCGCAGCAACUCGGCGCAGCGAAUUUCGUGAACGGUAACACACAGGUGCCGCAGCAGCAGCCGCAGCAGCAGCCGCAGCAGCCGCAGCAGUUCCAUCAGCAAUACCAACGAUACAACAACGGCCAAUACAAUCAGAACAGCUUCCAGAAUCGUCAUCAGGAUCAUCUGUCGCAGCCGCUGUUCACCGAUCAACAGACGCUGCAGCUGCAAGAGUAUCUCGAAAAGCAGCGCGAGUUGGAGCUGCUGCAGAAGCAGCGGCAGCAGUUGCUGUACGAGCAGCAGGAAUUGCGCAGACAACAGGAGCUGCUGCGAUUGCAGGAGCUUCAGAAGCUCACUUCGACGACGACGACGCCGCCGCCGCCGCCGCCGCCGCCACCGCCAUCGACGACAACACCUGUCGUCGUCAGCACCACGUCCCAGCCGUUGCUGCUGUCAUCACCGACAGCGCGGCGAAUCACGCCAUCAGAAGCGGAACUCUUUCUCAAAGCGAUCGCUAACCAUCAGAAGAAGUACACAACGCCAAGUACGACCGUCCCGACAACGACGACACAGCUGCCUCCGUCAACCAGACGUACGGUGACCUCUAAGACUUACCAAGAGACGCCGGACGUACCGGAGAACUUGCUCGAUCUACUUCAGAAUCAAGAAAAUCGACUGGUGCAACAAGGCAAACCGAAACCGCAAAUCAAGGUGAUUUAUCAAACCGAGAAACCCACGAAACAGAGUUCCAACGCUAGAAGCACGAGUUCUCAACAAUCCGAGAGGGAACUGUUACUGAAGCAACUCAGACUCGCUUUGGCUCAGUCCAGCGAUGACGACGAUACCGUCAGGAAUGUCACUACCAGGGACCUGGUGCUGCCGAACGGUAAGAAGAUUCAGGUGAUCCACGCGCCGAACGGUUUGUCUUCGAUCGUGCCAUCGAUCGGAACGAGCGCUCAGACCACGGCCACUCAGCCGUCCUCGACAACGACCAUCAAACCGCCGAAGGCCAUCUUCGAGGAGCUAACGAAGGACGGUGUGUUGCCGCCCGGCGCCGAUUUCGAAAUCAUCCGGCAGAAAAGCGACGGUAAACUCGAGGAAGUCGGCAAGACGCCAAUCAUCCAGAAUCUCCCGGCAAAGAAGGUCACUUUUGUCUUGCUGGAAGAGCAGCCGGACGGCAGUUACAAGGUGCAGGGUGUCAAGGGCAAUGACAAGGAGAGCGGUACCGAUGUCGAGUCUAUCGUCGAGCGGAUCAAGAAGGGCGAGCUGAAACUACCACCUAGCUCGCUCAGUCCGACAACUCAGGCUACCACGCUUGAGAACUUCGAGUCCAGUAUCGAUCCGAAUCUGGUGGUGUCCACCACCGGUACAUCAUCCGGAACACCAUUGUCGUCUUUUCAUCCUGUCAGUACGACGGCGAACUUCAGACCGACUACCGUUAGAUCCACGUCGGUCAGAAACAGCGAAAGUAAAUCGACAACUGAUUACUUCCCCUACGUUACGGUAUCGCCCAACUCGGUGUCCACGACCGACAAGUACGUGACCUCGGCGUCCAGCGUCACCGGCCACGUGUUCAACACUCUCAGCACCAGCGGCUCGACAAAGACGAGCCUGUCGGAUCACGUAUCGCGAACCACGAAAUAUCCCUCGUCCACCAGGAGCCAGUUCAUUCCGACGAUGGCGCCGGUGAACGAGAUUGUGACCACGCCAGCGACGACACCGACGACUUUCUCGCAUUCCACAACCACCUCUUACAUCCAUUUCUCCAGAAAUCCGACCGAGGCUUCGUCGACGUUGAGAGUAUCACCUCAUAUCGGCAACACCUUACAGUCCAAUUUGCAGAACGAGAAUGUCGUCCAGAGCGAUUACGAGGGUACCACCGCAUUGACCCCAACGGAGACUUCGGGGAGUUACUCGACGCAAGAAGAUCUGGCUAUGUUGCUGAGAAGAGAGGGUCUCUUCGCGAUGGCCAAGUAUCUGAGGCAGUCGGGAUUAGAUAAUGUGUUGAACGAGACUGGUCCAUACACCAUAUUCAUCCCUACGGACAAGGCUUUCAGAACGUUACUGGUGCAGCUGGGAGGACCAGAGAAAGCUGAGCAGAAGUUCCAUGACAAUCCGAGGCUUCUAAGUGGGCUUCUUCUUCAUCAUGUUAUACCGGGAGCUUUCAGGAUCGAGUCCCUUCAGGACGAGAUGACCGGCGUCAGCCUUGCUGGGACGCAACUACGAGUAAACGAAUACGCGAUGCAGGAUCACGAAUGGAAUGAUAUAAAAGUGACGACAAUAAACGGGGCACGCGUCGCGUCUAACAAGCGGAACAUUGAGAUACCUCAAGGUAUCGCUCAUGCUGUUGACAGAGUCAUGUUUCCGCUUCCGGUUGGCGAUUUAGUGCAAACUCUCCAAGCUGACCGUGAGAGGAGGUUUACCACGUUUCUCAAAAUACUUCACGCGUCAGGAUUAGAGGAUACGCUCGCAGGUCCGAAGACGUUUACCAUCUUCGCGCCGACUGAUUCUGCUUUCACCGAUGCGUCCACAAAGAACGGCGCCCCAAUUUGGAUCGAGGAGGACGGUCCGGAAGCGGCAAAGACAAUUAUCUCACGGCACGUGGUUCCCACGACUCUUUACACCGCGGGAAUGAGAUAUUAUAUUCAAAAGGACUCACUUCGUCCGCAAUCGCCAAUUCAUAUUCACAAAAACGGCGGACGAGUACGAAUAAACGAGGCGAACGUUGUAACACAUAACAUCCCAGCAACCAAUGGAGUAUUACAUGCUAUUGACGGCAUUCUAUAAACCGAAAAAUCACAUAGUAAUUAAAUAGAUAUAAAUUGAUAAUCGAAUUGCAGCAUAUAUAUGUUGCGACCACACACAUACACAUACACAUACACACACAUGCGUACGCGAAUGAUAUUGCUUGUAACUGUAAAAAAUAUAUAACCGUAUAAAUAUGUAUAAAUUUUCUAUAACUGCGAUUUGAUGUGUGAAAAAGAAGAUUAAAUUGCGACGUAUUCAAAGUUAUUAGCAAGUCUGCCGCAUCGCGUUCACACACGUCACAAAUUAAUACGUUAUGCCAUAAGCGUCACGAAAUUAGAAAAACCGAGUAACGAAACCAUUUUUUUUUCUUUUUUUUUUUUUGAGAACAUACGUAUAUAUGUAUAUACAUACCAUAAUUUAUGUAACAUAUAUAUACAUACAUAUCAGAGAGGUGCACUUGUCGUGCCAUGUGCACAAGUACGGAUAAUUAAUCGUUAGUUUGUAGAAUAAUAAACAUAAGUAACAUGCUCUCUUAUUAUUAUA